Molecule: messenger RNA, 546 nt
Organism: Encephalitozoon hellem ATCC 50504
Lineage: Eukaryota; Fungi; Microsporidia; Unikaryonidae
Exons: 1
Coding region: 1-546 (181 amino acids)
Source: RefSeq, a predicted model, not a curated record
AUGAGCACAUCUAGCCAGGGAGACAUUCCUCAGGAGUAUAUCAGCAACGAAAACCCGUUUGCAUACAUGAAGGAAUACUCUGGGAGUCAGUCUCUCGAUCCAGAGGUCAAGCUUCGGCUCAACGCUUUGCAGCAGAUGCAACCCAAGUUCAUUCCCCUUGGGAUCAAUAGUAGAAUACUCAAGGCCGAGCAAACCAUUAAAAUCAAGGCCAUAGUUGAGUGCCAGAUAGAAAAGCUGCUCGAUGAAGGAAUGAAGCUUAUAGACAGCAAUGUCCCAGAAAGGGAAGAGGCCCUCAGAAGAAACGCAGAUGAUCCAAGGGUCCUCGAUAUCUUGAUAAGCAUAGGCAGGUUGAGACUGCUGAGCAACCAAGAAAGACUCAGAGAAAAGGUUUACUGUGCACUAAAGAGUAUGGUACCACAAGACAUGACAAAUUCUAUUGACUACUCCUCAUCGAUAAGCGAGGAUUAUCUUUCUGAUGCAAUGGAGUACGAGGAGCUGGAGGAGAAGUCCAACCGUGCCGAAACCCCAAUGUCUGCAGGAGAUUAA